Megalopta genalis is the source of this 2301-nucleotide messenger RNA. RefSeq names its product jerky protein homolog-like. The record is from RefSeq and is a predicted model, not a curated record. Gene Ontology annotation, molecular function: DNA binding. Gene Ontology annotation, cellular component: nucleus. NCBI's taxonomy places the organism in Eukaryota, Metazoa, Arthropoda, Insecta, Hymenoptera, Halictidae.
CGAUUUCGUAAAUUGUUUCUUUAUUACCGCCCUCUACGUCCGUUUGUCUUGUUCUUACAUCCGGUGUUGGCGGUCUCUAUGCGCCAUUUUCUCUUUACGUCUGAUAUCAGUGGCAUCAUCACUGCAUGCGACGUUAACGAAGACACUAUAACGUGACUUUAAGGAGGAAUUCUGCAAUCUUUUUUACGGUCUUCAUCAUGGAAAAUCCAAAACGUGCACCUAUUUCUGUGCUCUCAAUUGAGAAAAAGAUAGAAAUUUUACGACAUUUAGAAGGCGGCGUUUCUGUGCCAAGAAUUGCCAAUGAGUAUAAUAUUCAUCCAAGUACGGUGCGAAAAAUUCGCCGUCGGGGAAUGCCUGCUUAUCAGGGAGUUGAUGUACGAACGAGGAAAAGAAUUCGAAAACCACGAUACGAAGAUUUAGAUAUAAAAUUAUAUUUGUGGUUCGUGCAAUCAAAAACCUUAGGAAUUCCAAUUACGGAUCUUUUGUUGCAAGAGAAGGCACUCCAAAUAAGCCAGGAACUUGGAAAUUCAUCGUCGUUCAAAGCUAGUCACGGUUGGCUUUGGAAAUUUAAAACUCGGCAUAAUAUACGUUUGCUAGAUAAUGAAAAAGACUGUGCAGAUGGACCAGCCGCUGAGAAUUUCACGAAAGAAUUUCACAAGAAAAUUGAAAGAGAUGAAUUACAAUGGGAGCAUAUUUAUAAUAUGAGCGAAACUGGACUUAUAUGGAAAGCAAUUCCAGCUAAGUCGUUAUUGCAUUGUGUGGAACAAAAACUGGAGGGGAAAAAAUUACGUAAAGAUCGUGUCAUUGUUUGCUUAUGCACAAAUGCAACUGGUACGCAUAAAUUGAAACCAGUAAUCAUCAAUAAAUUUAGGAAUCCAAGAGCAUUAAAGUAUUAUAGACAUCAGAUGCCUGUUGUAUAUAAAUCUCAACAAUUUGGAUCAUCGAUGGAUCAUAGAACAUUUAUCGACUGGUAUGUUAAUGAUUUCAAACCAGCUGUACAAAGAUAUCAAUUAGAACAUGGUAUACAUGAAAGAGUUGUUCUCAUAUUAGAUGAUUGUUGGAGGAAUAAAUUGGUAUCAACAGAACGCCGUGUAGAUGAUCAAUUUCAAAUUGUGUUCCUACCACCACAGACUACCACCCUCCUGCAGCCCAUGAACCAAGGCUUAAUAACCAAAGUAAAAAAAACCUUUAGGCAUAAAAUGUUGUGUCGAUUAAUAGCAUCCAGUGGAUUAAAAGAAUUUUAUAGCAAAUAUACACUUCGAGAUUGCAUACAACUAUUACAUGAAACAUGGACAGAACUUAAUCCUAAGAUUAUUAGAAAUUGUUGGAAUAACAUAACAAAGUUUUCUGAGGAAAUAAUAAUGAAAGAAGAGCCUGUUGAACAUGAUGAACAUUUAGAGGAGACAGAUCAUACAUAUAGCGAUAGUAAACAAUAUGUUCAUAACAUGAUAUCAGCAAUAAGAGAACCUGACAUAAAUACUUCUGAUGAUGAUGAAGCUCAAGUUGAAGAAGGUGGAGAAGUAUAUGUAGAGGAAAGAGAAGGAGAAGAACAACAAUUGGGGAAAGAAACAGAACAUGAAAUAGAAGUAGAAGACGAAAUUAACGGACUUGAGGCAAACAUAUACAGACAAAAUGAUAUUCAGUUUGAGAUAACAGAAGCUUUUGAAAUUUUAAAGAGACAUGCAGUAGGAAGACCACAAUAUUUGAGGACUUUAUUACAAGCUCUAAAACAAGCAUUAAUCAGAGAAGGAAUUUUGAAAAGUACUAAAUAUAUGUAGAAUGCAGUAUGGCAAGUGGAAAGAAAUGAGAAGAUAUUUGUUAAUGAAAUAAUGCAUAGCUGAAAACAAUUUUUUCAAAAAAGAAAGGUCCAAGUUAUUAUUCUGAAUUUAUUUAUUUAAUGACAAUCGUCAGUCUUAGUUAAUAACUCUCCAUCGAGUUUACCCGUUUAUUCUAUGUUGUAGAUGCUAUUUAUAUUAAAAUCAAAAAGGAAAAUUUAAUCUACAUAUACAUGAAGAUAACAGUGAUAAAAAUUUAUUUGAAGGUCUUGUCACACGGAUUUAAAAACACAAGAAUGCACCAUGGAUGUGGCUGUGGAUUGUUGUUGAGGGAUGUUGUCGGCUGAGGACAAUGAUUAAUAUAUUUACCUAAAUUAAUUUAUUUCGAAUAGUACCUAAUGUUACAUAAAUUAAAUGAUUUUAUACAUAUAGUGCCUCUCGUUAUGCGGGUAUCGAUAAGUAUUGCAUUAUUGCUUGUAUUAUAUUCUCGUUAAAUAAAAACUGAAAAAUAUUUUACUAUUACAAA